AUGGGCAGCAAUGUUGUUCAAACAUCUGUUCAGAAAAGAAAUGUUCUUCAAACAUUUGUUUGUGUAAAACAAGUGAAAGACAGUGCACUCGAAGAAUGGAACGAAACCAUGUUAUUACCGGGAGAUGUUAUCGUAGGAAUUUCAGAAAAAGAAAACGAUCACAGAUAUUUCUUUGGAACAUCCUUUAAAUCGGAGCUCCAGUCACAUCUUGGGAAGCUUCAACACCGUAUUAAUAAUGAUGGGAAAAUAUGGGUUACAAUUAAAAGAGCAGGGAAUAGAGUAGUGAAGCUUCCGGCCUUCAUGGUGUCUUAUCGUUCGUCUAGAUUCCUACGUCGGUAUACUAUUCGCACUGCCAGUAAUGAUAGACAAUUUGCUGUCUUGGGUGAUCUUACCUUAGAUCAGUGUAGCGAAUUGCAAGAAAUGAGCCGAAAAGUUGUAAGUUUCGAUACCAGGGGAUUCGACAAGAAAGGAGUCAAGUAUGAAUGGAAGGAGAAAGUAAAUACCUACUUACCUGACCCACGAUGCACGGUGAUUAGCUCUAUACUGUUUAUGCCUCUGGCAGAUGAACAGAAUGUUGACGCAACGACUGCAAGGUCUAUGGCUUGGUUCUCUGCAGCAGUUUCCUCUGGGGCUCCUCUCGUCUUUGUUAACAUACAAACCGAACAAAUCGUCAACUAUGAUAAAUAUCGUUCGUAUUGCGGAAAACAAAGGAACUACAACCCAGUUGAGACCAUAAAUGCAAUUCGUCUGUGGUUCUUACCGGGCGUAGCAGAGGUUUUGAUUGUGUUGAAACCAGAACCAGGAGAAACCCGCGUCGGAAUAGAUAUUAGAAGAACUGAAGAGGGAUUCAUAUGCAUCAGCUCAGUUACGACAGGGUCUGCAGCAGAUCGAGCAGGACUCGAACGUUUACAGAAAGAAGCAAGCGAAACUGGCCAUUUAGUUGUGAUAUCUAGAAUCGAAGGAAAGAGUGUGUUACCUUCAACCGUAUCAUCUAGUGAUACAGGGUUGGUACAUUGCUGCGACAUUGCUGAACUGAGAGCCACCAUUGCUACCGUUCUUGAUGAAAUGGAUGAGAUUAAUAUCCAUGUAAUGGGCUGGCCAAGCCAAAAAUCUCAUCCAACUACGGCAGCUCCUCCAACAAUUUGCAAUACUGUUGCCACACUCAUGACUACUACGAACUCAAUUUGA
Papaver somniferum (opium poppy) is the source of this 1188-nucleotide messenger RNA. RefSeq lists its product as uncharacterized. Bases 1 to 1188 code for a protein of 395 amino acids. Lineage: Eukaryota; Viridiplantae; Streptophyta; Magnoliopsida; Ranunculales; Papaveraceae. The transcript is spliced from 4 exons. The record is from RefSeq and is a predicted model, not a curated record.